CGUUUCGUAUGCGCGAUUCCGACAUUACUCAGCCACGAAACCAGAGCAGAUGCCGGCGGGUCCAUCCCACACAAGCCAAACUUAGUCCCCGCCUGCCUCUAUCAUCAUCCUCUAUUCCAUUCGUAAGAGAAGACCACAUCCUAAACAACACAUCUUUACCCACAGACGUCUCUCCAACUUCUACGCGAACAGUAUCAUUCAAAUUUUCGACUUUUGUAUAUAAAAUCGUCGGCCGCCCCGUUUGUAUAUAAACUUAUACUGUAUAUAUACAAUAUUUAUGUAUACAUACAGUCGUUACGAGUAUCAAAUGUUUGUAAUAUAAAGACGAAAAUUUAAAUUGUUUAGUUUCGAAGUGUAAAUGUUUAAUUUAUCAUGAAGGAGUUAACGGAAAGUGUGCCUAGUCCGGUUGUGCAUCAAAACAUCAACAUUCAGCAGCAUCUACACCAGCUACAUUUGCACCAGAACCACACCAGUGUGAUUUUGGCCAACGAGCAACCCCAGACGUCGCAGACGCCAGAAACCACUCAACAUGAAGCUGACACUAAACCUACCAGUACAGAUAAAAAGUCCGGGAUACGACGGCAAGAAAAACCACCAUACUCCUACAUAGCGCUCAUAGUUAUGGCUAUUCAACAUUCACCUACAAAACGGCUAACUUUAAGCGAAAUCUACACUUUCUUACAACAAAGGUUCCCGUUCUUUCGAGGCUCGUACCAAGGAUGGAAGAACUCAGUGAGACACAACCUUUCCUUGAACGAGUGCUUUAUCAAACUACCUAAAGGUUUAGGAAGACCAGGAAAAGGACAUUAUUGGACAAUCGACCCUGCUAGUGAAUUCAUGUUCGAAGAAGGCUCUUUCCGACGAAGACCACGAGGAUUUCGAAGAAAAUGCCAAGCUAUGAAACCACAAUACCAUCCAGGUUCGUUCUUCACCAAUAACAUGGCUAACAUCGUCAACCAAGCUACUUCCUACGAUCACCAAUCGCUGAUAACUCAAGAUUACAACACCUGUUCGUAUAAUGGUACUCCUCAGGUUCCUAGUGUUUCGGCGUCGCACUAUGGAAGUUACGAGUACCCAGCUUCGGUGUACCAGCAGCAAUGUGAUAGAGAAUGGAGUGGUGCUACUGGACUAUUGCCUUCGUAUUCUGAUAGUACCAUUUCUAGUACGUAUAUGAAAGCUCCUUUGAGUCCGAUCCAGGACGGGCAAGACGCUCCGUCGCCUGUGUUGAAUGAGAAUUACUACCCCUAUGGUGGAAUCAGCUCGUCGUCUUCAGAAAACAUGAUGAGGCCACCAAGCAACUCAGUGCAGUCAGUGCAAUGUGAUAGAAAACCGUACUUAAGUUCCCCUCCACCGUCGAUUCCAGCAUCUCUUCCCUCCCCUCCUGCAGCUAACACACCUCAUUCGUUUUAUGAGGCCACAGUUAAAUACAGCAUGUGAAUAAAGUGAGAAACAAUAACAAAGAAAGAUAAUAAGUGAGACGUUAAGAAUAGGAAUUAUCUCACAAAGAAACACAGCUACCAGAGAAAUUUUGUGUUAAGACAAUAUUUGACAUGGUUUUAAUAUUAUUGAUCUUGUGUACAUAGUUUUUCUUCAGUUUCGUCUUCGAUAGUAAGUAUAUGUGUUACAGUUCAAGUUGAUUAUCCAGUUGGAGUUGACUCCAACUAGUUGGAGUCAACUCUAACGGCUGGUUUCAGUAAAAGUUGAUUAUAAAUAUAAAAUGAAGAUUUAUAUUCAACAUGUACUAGUAAAAGUAGACUCCAACUAGGAAAAGUAUAGUCUUCCUAAUGCCAUUUAGUAAAAGUUGAUUCUGAUUCACACAAACAGCCGAUUCUAGCAAUUAAAUGUUACUGAAUAUGUUCAAAUUAGUCUAAGCUGUAUCGUCGCCCCCGUUAGGUAAAUUACUCCGAUUCGAAUUUUUUGCACAAACUUACUCAAAAAGAGGUCCUUAUAACAAAUCUACUGGGUGUCAGGCAGUACCUUGAUCGAUAAAUUGUUUAAACAAUUUUUUUUAGACAAAUUCACAAAAAUAAUUUUUUCACUUCGAACAAUUUUUUUUAGAUCAUUUGGGUUAUUCUGAGCAAAAAAGGUAUUUUGUGAUUUUUCUCUAAAAUUGAUUGUUGUCGAGUUAUACGCGAUUUAAAAUUUGAAAAAUGCGAAAAUAGCCAUUUUCAAGGCUUAAUAACUCGGUUAAAAUCCAUUAUUAUGAAAGUCAGAAAGUGACCAAAUCAAAGUUUAUAGCCCCCUCUACAAGAUCCAGCAGAAAUUUUUAUCACUAUUUUAUUACUAAGCUUUAUCUUUAAUUAUUAACAAUGAGCGCUAAGUGCGUAUUAGGCGGCCGUCAAUGGUGAGUGCUAAAGAGAUGCACCAUUCCAGCCGUCCAAUGGUGAAUCUCACUCGCACUUACAUUGACGGCCGCCUCAAUACACGGUUAGCGCUCAUUAUUGAUAAUUAAAAAUAAUAUCUUAUUAAUGAAAUAAUGACAAAAAUUUCUUCAGGAUCUUAGAGGUAGUUUUAUUCUUUGAUUUUUUUUAGUUUCUGACUUUCAUAAUAUAUAAUAUCGUAUGCCAUUUUUGCCUUUCGGACAGUUCCGGCGCCAAUUACAUCUUUAACCCUGUUUCAAGUAACUAGUGUCGAUGUACAUUAGCCCAGGGGGACCGACUGCUUAACGUGCUCUCCGAGGCACGGUGAGACGGCUCGUGUCAUUAUUGAAAAUGAAAAUGGUUUGUCUUUAGCAGGGCUCGAACCCACGUGCACUGGCGUAUGAGGCCAGCGAUUAUGCCGUUACUCCACGGCCGCUCGCUCGACUUUCACAAUAAUUAUCUUUAACCGAGUUAUUAAACCUAGAAAAUGGUUAUUUUGGCGUUUUUAAAAUUUUAAGUCGCUAAUAACUCGAUAACAGUCAAUUUUGAAGAAAAAAAGGCCCAACGGAUCAAAAAAAAAUUUGUACGAAGUGAAAAAAUUAUGUAUUUUUGCGAAUUUGUUUAAAAUCAUUGUUUAUCGCCAAACUUCACUAAAAUCAUUUAUUAUUGUACUCAUUUGCCCUCAUUUUCGGCAGUAAAGUAACACUUUGUUGUAUUGAAAGAAGAAUGUUACUUUACCUGCCGCGAUAAUUAAUCAAAUUAACCGAGAUUGAAUGUAAGUGGUCAAUGGCAGCAAUCGAUUAUUUAUUAGAGUGAAAUUAAAAUUUAUUUACUUUAAUUAUUAAAAAUAUUGUACAAAAUUGAUCUUAUUAUUAAUAAAAUUUAUGUCAAAAAGUAAAAUUCUGUAGUGUUUCGCAAUUAUAUUCAUACAAAAUAAAUCAAAACUUUACAGAUUUAGUAAUUAGGUAGGUAUACAAUAUUGAUAUAACUAUCGAUUAAACAUCAAAACCGGCCAUCAUGCAAAAGUCAUCUGUCAUUACUGUCAUACGAGAUUUUUAUUUCGUCUAAAAUUAAAAAAAAUUCCUCAAAGUUGUAAGUAUAAGUGUUAAUGUUUUUUAUGAUUGACGAUACAAUUUUGUACGCACCACCUCAAUAUUCUUUAUCGAACGCGUCUGUUUCUCUGCUCGUAAUAUCAGACUCGUUCGAUAAAGAGUCACUUUACUGACUGACUUUACUGAAAUUGGUUAAACAAUUUUUCGACCGCGGUACCGCGUGUGUACCACUCUGUGUAUUUGUUAUAAGGAUUGUUAUACGGAUGAAUUUCUUUGAGCAAGUUUGUGGAAAAAAUCGAAUCAGAAUAAUUUACCUAACGGGGGCGACGUUACAGACUAUACUAAUAAGUAGUUGAAACGGCCAAAACAAAGAAACGCACACUCAUCAAAAAUGCACUUGAGAUUCUCGUAUAAUCAACAUUUACUGAAUCGAUCCAGGAAAAGUCAACUCCAACUAGUAAAAGUUGAUUUACAUUUUUAAAAUCAACUUUUACUGCUCGUUUCAAUUGGAGUUGACUCCAACUAGUUGGAGUCAACUCUAACUGAGAAUCAACUUGAACUGUAACAUAUGCAGUAGCUGAUAAGAUGCUCGUUUUUGGCAGAAGUUAACUAGUUACUAAGUUACAGGUUUUCUUGCCUCGAUUCUUUCACAAAUUCUGUAAAAUACAAUAAUCACUUCUUCAUAUUUUGAAGAGGGGGUCUUCAUAAUAAUAUAUCUUCCAUUCUUCCUGCUUUUUACUUUCUUUUUCUUGCUUAGGGUCUCACAAGGUACCUUUUCAUGUGCUCAAAUUCUUUUGAUUUAUAUUUAUUUAUAUCUUGUUUCAUAGAUUGUUGUUCCAAAUAUUGUACUUUUUUGUAAUAAUAAUCAAACGGUAUUAAAUUGGGAUUAUCAGGAGUAUGCUAACAGUUAUUACUUUUACUACAACCAUUACCGUGAAAAUGUUUUGAUUAAUGUUCUUUCUUCAUUUUUUAUCUUUUCUCAGUUGUGAAAUCGCCACAUUGUCGCAGGCUUCUUUUAUAUGUAGGUAUACAUGUGGAAAUUUUUGUACUAUUUUUUCCAUGACAGUCUAUUUUCUACUAAAUUACAAUGAAAUAGCAUAGCAUAGUGAAAGAUAUUCUACAAUACAACAAAAAAGUUAUGACACUAUACAAAUCUACAGACAAUUAUAAACAAUUUAUAUUUUUGUUUAUUGUUUAAGGAUGUUAUAUAGUUUUGUAAGGAGAUGAAAGAAAUUUGUGCUGUUUAAUAUAUUUUCGAAAUAUUUUAUAAAAACACAAAUUUUAAAAGUUUUGACAUGAAUUGAAAGUGCCGCUAUUACAGAUAUCUUUGACAUAUUUACAUGUUUACUCUUUAUUGUCAAGCUUUUCGAGAUAUUUGUUGAAAACCAAAAUCCUUUUUGACUAAUUUUUUAAUAUACACGGAACAUAUUUCAUUUUGUAUCCCAUUUUAAUUAUUGUUUCAAACAUCUUUUAAGAGUAAAUCUUAAUCUUUUAAAGUUGUAAAAUAAAAUCUUCGAUUUGAAUCGACCACUCAAUUUAUGAUUUAUUUUGCUUUCUUUUUCUUCUAGUUCCAUCUCCUAUCGAAAGCUGGAAAUCAUCAUGGCAAUGCAGACCCUGUUGACUGCCGCUCUAAAUAGCUAUGCACUGCUGCAUUAGAACCAUUCCCGUAAGUUCUUAAGCCAGGAUAUUCUUCGUGUUCCCACAUUUCGCUUUCUUCGAAUUUUUCCUCUUAUAAUAAGUAUUUUUGCCCUAUCAUAAUUAAUUUUGCUAUAGAAAACAAAUUAUUGUUCGUCCGCUAUAACUUUUCCCAUGUGUCACGAUUUAUUUUCAAACAAAUUAAGUCAAAACAUAAAGUGAAACGUACGCCGAUGUGUGUAUUAUAUAGUAUACAGUAUACAAAAUGUAUAUACACAUCGACGUUCGUUUCACUUUAUGUUUUGAGUUAAUUUGUUUGAAAAUGAAUCGUGACGUAUGGGAAAAGUUAUAGCGGACGAACAAUAUCUUACAACUUUCUUUAUAAAAUCUAAUAGGAUUUGUUUCGUAGAAGAUGGUCAUAGAGGUGGUCCACUGUCGAUCUUGCGGUUCUAACACCUGCUUGCUUUUCUGCUUCUAUCAUCUUUGUACUUUUUUUCUAUUAUAUUUUUCAGUAUUGUCCCAUAACUCCUAUAUAUCCGACUCAAUGAGCUAUGCCCUGAUAAUUUUCACAGUUUUCUUUGCUGCCCUUUUAUGCACUGUUAAAAUGUUCAUAUACUUAUAAGACUCUCUCCACUCUGGCUUUUCCAGCUAUAUAAAAAAUAUGAUCUAUUGUGAACUGCGUUAGUUGUGUGCCUCUUUUCCAUGGGUUUAUUUUAUCCUAUACUUUAUUUCACGUUAAGAAUAGAACGUUACGCUUAUGGAGAUCAGUGUUGACAAACCUCUUGGGCACGGGUGGCUACUCGACUGCCGAUAUACGAUUCCUUUUAAUCAGUACGGCGUGCCAUCGGCGCGUUUCUAUUGUUCAUAAGAAAUGCAUGGGGUUAUCUUCACAAUGUUCUAUUCUUAACGUGAAAUAAAGAUAGUUGAAAAUGAUGAGUGAUACUGAGAAUGCUUUAAUUUUCUGUUUUAGUUUUAAAAAUAGGGCAUCUAUUACUUGAUUUGAUGGUAAAAUGAUCGAAUACUAUGUUUCAAGUUUCAACCAACAGAUCAACUCAUCGUAUUUGAAAUAUUUUGAUACAAGCAGUUACCAAAAUAUUGCAGUAGUUACCAAUGUAAAGAAAACCAAAGAUUUUAUCUAAUUUGUUAGUUUUCAAUUUAGAUUUUGAACAUUUAUUCAAUUGAACGAUUCUAUCAUUGUUCAGUUUAAGUACAGUCGGAAAAAUGAAAGAAUACCCAUGAACGAUCACAUCAAUCACAUAUUUUGUAUUUGCUGUCUUUUUUCCAUAAAUAACAAACGAGAGAGAUAAAUUAUUAAUAAUCUGAAUAAUAUGUGAUCUAUGUGAUCGUUCAUGGGUAUUCUUUCAUGUUUCCGACUGUAUGUAUGUGUAUAUACAUAUUGCCAUGACAAAUUACUAAUUAUAAACAAAGGUGAAUGAACUAAAAUCAUACAGGUCAGAGUCUAGGAUCAUUAUGGUUUGAUAUUAUAUGAAAUGGAAGUUGAUGGUUAGAUUGGGGAAUUCUAAGAAACUUUCCUUGCUGAUUAACGUAUGCUGAUGAUGUGAUGGUCGUCGAAAAUACUAAAAGGGAAUUACAACAACGCUACUCAAAGAGUUGUAUUAAGUAACAUUUUAGAUAUCUAGGAUCAAUUUCGAAAAACAAUGGAAAAAUAUAUAGAUAUGCGUUCAGUAGAGAUAGUAAGUUGGAAUAAAUGGAACGAAAUGUAUUUAAAGCUGUGAUGUAGGUACGGUACUGAAUAUUAGAUAGUUCAAAAUAAAAAAACACAUUAUUCUUGCAUAAUAAGGAUGAAUGGAGUGCCUAAAAAAAAGCAAAAUGAAUAUCUAAGAGUAGGCUACAUGUAUGACACUAUUGGUGCAGAAGUCAAAGGACAUUGGUCAUCAUAAUGUUCCGAGCACGUUCAAAUCUGAAAUGAUCAAUCAGUACAAAAAAAUCGAUGAGAAGAAUAAGAGAAAAACCUAUAAGUCAAAUAGUUGAUAGAUUCCACUGAUACUUGAUAAAUAUUCAAUUUAGAAGUAAAUCAGUAUAACCAUGUUUUUUAUAUAUUAAAUAGUUAUCAUGCAUAAUUUGUUUAUGGUUAGAAAUUUGUCACAUGGAUAUCUGAUAAGUAUGUACAUUAAUUUACCUAUGAACAGCUGGAAUUACCAAAUUUAUAUUGUGUAUAUAUAUUUUAAAAUAUAAGUAGUUAUUGUAAUUAUUUUAGAUCUGUUAUAAAUUGUAAACAAUAAAAGAACCGUGAAUUUUA
Molecule: messenger RNA, 7307 nt
Organism: Diabrotica virgifera virgifera (western corn rootworm)
Lineage: Eukaryota; Metazoa; Arthropoda; Insecta; Coleoptera; Chrysomelidae
Product: forkhead box protein F1-like
Exons: 2
Coding region: 373-1437 (354 amino acids)
Biological process (GO): regulation of transcription by RNA polymerase II; animal organ morphogenesis
Cellular component (GO): nucleus
Molecular function (GO): RNA polymerase II cis-regulatory region sequence-specific DNA binding; DNA-binding transcription factor activity, RNA polymerase II-specific
Source: RefSeq, a predicted model, not a curated record